Pollicipes pollicipes is the source of this 1877-nucleotide messenger RNA. RefSeq lists its product as uncharacterized. The transcript has 5 exons. The record is from RefSeq and is a predicted model, not a curated record. Lineage: Eukaryota; Metazoa; Arthropoda; Thecostraca; Pollicipedomorpha; Pollicipedidae. Bases 1 to 681 code for a protein of 226 amino acids.
AUGGCGAGUUCGGGAUGCCUGAAGCUGUGCACGGAGGGCAUUCGUGGCUCAGGGCUGCCGAUAUAUUACCAGCGGGCUGGCCAACCGUCAUCACCCCAACCGCCGCCAGCCACCGCCGACGUCCACCGUCUGACUCGAACACAGCAGCCGCCGGUGGCGCCGCCUAGCGGCAAGUGUCGCAUCCCACCGCCGCUGGAGUCGAGUGUCGGCCACGAGGGCCAGCGCUGGACCGACAACGUCGUCUACAUCUCGGGCUACAGUCCAACGCUGGAGCGGCGCCGUCAGCCGGGCGCGCCGCCGGCGGUGGCCGCCGAGGCGCAAGACGCCACCGCGUACCGCACGCUGCCGUCAAAGCAGAAGCGCCUGCAGCAGUUCUACGCGGCGGCGAGCAGCGCCGAAGUGGGGCCGUGCGCACCGAGCGCAGGCGAGGUCAGUCCCGAGCGUGUCGACCUCAUGCUGCUGGACGAGGAGAUGCGCACUCGCAGCCUGCCCUCUUGGAUGAGAAACAAGAACAGGGGCAAGCUCCAGGACGCCAGCCAGCAUCCUCUGAGCUUCAGUCACAAGCAGCGCAACCGGAUGGGCAACGACGCGGCGUCGGUGAUCGCACGCGCCCGGACGCAGUACCCGAGCCGCUCCGGUCAGGAGCCCACCAUCGUUUACGACGUGCGGACGGCGCUAUAGCGGAGCCCCGGCCGGCCCGGCGGCGGCUCCGCCCGAGGUCUGCGGACGGCGCUAUAGCGGAGCCCUGGCCGGCCCGGCGGCGGCUCCGCCCGAGGUCUGCGGACGGCACUACAGCGGAGCCCCGGCCGGCCGGCGGCGGCUCCGCCUGAGGUCCCCUGCUCAGGCCGAACCCCGCUCAGAGGCGACUGGCGCGCGCCUACGACGUCACAGCAGCGCCCGGAGGUGGCAGAUCGAGCGAGAGAGGACAGUGAGGUUGUGUGCUGGCACACCUGUGACGUCAGAAUAGAUUCGAGAUGACACGCGCCUUCGGUGAGACUGGGGUGAGGUGUGAGCAGGUGGCGAGCAGGUGAGUGUGAGCGAUCUGACUCGGGAGCGCGGACGGUCGCGGUGGGAGACUAUUGCAAUGUAUGCAGUCAUAUCGAGGUCUGAUGUGUGUUGAUUGUCUCGAGUCACGCAGUCUGGCACCAGGCACGGGUCCAAGCUAUGCCACCGGUCUUCACUCAGCUCAUAGCGUUGUGUGACGUCCCUCCUCCGGCUCCAUGUUCCUGCUCCCUAUCGUUGUCUGCGCCUGUCGCCGACCACCACUGGCCGGCGACCACCACCUGACACUCCCCCGGCCGGCACCCCCUGCCCUGUCAAACCCGUCACCACGGGGCCAGAAUUGGCACCUCACUUAUGUUGAGCAACCCAGACUCGACCCGUCCAGCUCUGCCGGUGGACCGAGCCUGGGGCCCGCCCCGGCCCCCGUGCGCCCCCAAAUAAAAGCCCGCCCCGACAGCCCGGCAAGCCCGGUCCGAGCCGGUCCGGUCGAUCGGAUCAGGCUGAGCCCUUCAGAAGGCGGCGUCGCCAUCAGGCCUGUCUUCGUCACGUCCAUCCAGCGCCCGUUACGGGCUCGUUGUACGCCCCGCCGCGAGGCAUCGCGCGCAGCACAGACCGUCCCUCGCGCAUCCCGCCCAUUGCGCCGCGUUGGUCGUCACACUUCGCCGACCUGGGACGGGCCUGGGUGAGCCCGCCGGCUGGGCUGCGGUCCAGAUGGGCCGAAGCGCCGCUUUUCACUGCCCUUGAGCCCGUGUGGGAAUGAGGGGCGGCGCAGCAGUGGCGUCUGUGACGCUCGUCGGGGUGCUCUGCGUGGGCUGGGUCUUAUCUGGUGCGGCCUAUACGGACCUUAAGCGUACACUCAGAGUUCAGUUGCGGUC